AUGAGAGGAGUCUGGGCGCCUGACGGCCGCUGCUGCACAACUGGCGGCCGGCUGGGGCUGGGGAUCCGACAGGAGAGAGGCGGGCACGGGCCUGGUUCUCAUCACCCGCGGCGGGCGGCGAGGGGCGGGCGCCGCACAAAGGGGCCACUGUCGUCCCGCCCGGCCCACGCGGGGAGCGGUGGGGACGCCCGGCUUCGCCCCGCCCUCGGGCCGCCCCUCGCCCGGGGCCGCGCCGCCGCCCGCCCUCCGUCUCGCUCUCGAGUCUUCAGUCCCGGUCCCCGCUCCUCUCUCGGCCUGUCCUUGCCCCUGUCACUGUCCCUGUCCCGGGCCCGGCGGCCCCUCGGAGAUGAAAACGGGCUCGGAGCCCCGGGCCUGCCCGCGGCACUCGCUCAAGGGCUAGGCGAGGUUCCGCUGGUGCCGGACAAACCGACCGUAGCUGCACUGAUCCGCGCGCAGGAGAGGAGCUGCCACCGCACCCCGUCACCAUGUCCCGCAGGCGAGGGGAGGAGAGGGGUGCGGGAGGCCACCUCGGCCGUGCCCUGGUGUCCUGUCUGGGCCUCUCUCGAGUCCCCAUCCCUGGACGCAGCCAUCCAGCAUGUCCUCGCAGGCCUCUAUCCUCCCUUUGAGGCCACAGUGCCCACCAUCCUGGGUCAGGUGUUCCGGCUCCUGGACUCUGACUUCAGGGGAGACGGGCUGAGCUUCCUCCUGGAUUUCCUGAUCCCUGCCAAGCGCCUCUGUGAGCAAGUGAGAGAAGCAGCCUGUGCCCGAUUCUCCCACUGUGUCUUUCUGCAUGAGGGCUGGCCACUCUGUCUGCAGGACGAGGUGGUGGUCCACCUGGCACCGCUCAAUCCCCUCUUACUGCGCCAGGGUGACUUCUACCUCCAAGUUGAGCGCCGCAAGGAACAGUCUGUCUGCCUGAUGAUCAAAUGCCUGUCCUUGGACCUCCGCACCGUGGACAAGAAGCUGGUCCCCGAGCUAUCCUACUCUCACCUUUUCACCCAUGAGUGGCUAGAGUCUUUUAAUAGCAGCUCUGAGGGGAGCCCCUUACACAACUGCCUAGUGGCUUCAACAAAUGGGGUUAUCUCUGUGCCCUGGACCAAGAUCAUCAGCCCAGCAUUUAUAGAUGGUAGAACCCAAACAGUAAAUGCCCCCUCCCCAGCUGGGGGCUCCCUUCAACUAAAGUCACUCCAUUUGAGCAGCCCCCAAAAGCUGUACCAGACCAACUCCCUGGGCAGCCAGGUGUUUUUGGCUCAGAGUUUGGCCACAGGUAAGAACAGGACAUCUGGGGACAAGUAUCCAGGACUCAUCAAGAUGGAGCAAGUCAGACCCGGGGAGGUGGCCUUCAGGAUGGAGGAUGUGAUCAGGCAGGGCUCGGCGGGAGACUAUGUGACUGUCCUGAGCUUUACCAGAGACAGAAGAGAGGAGUCUCCCAGCAGGGAGGUGGCGACAUUGAGCGGGUGUACUUUGGGGACACGGAAGGAACCAUCUGGAACUAAAGAGAUUCCUAUGUCUCAAAGGAUACUGCCUCUUGAGGGACCCCGAGGGGGGCGUUCCUUGGAAAACCAGACCCCAACUAAGCCAGCAAGCUCAGAAAAGGGGCCCUGUGUUUCAAGCUCAAGGAGGAAGGCCAGGCAUAAAACACCUGCACACAAUGCACAGCGACAGCCCCAAGACCCCCACCUUGGUGUCCUUGACCGACCACUGGACCGUGCCUCUGCCCCUGGGGCAGGCAUCACAGAAGAGCCAGCUGCUUCCAAGAAGCAAGUACCUCUGGGAAACCCAGAGACCAUGGUCCAGCUCAGGCCUGGGCCUAGACAGGCAUCUUCUCCCCGCCUGUCCCUGGCUUCCCCAGCCGCUGAAUCAAAGGUGGAGAAAAGCAAGCAGGAAAUUGCUAAGCCUGUAGCCCGUGCUAGCAGGAACAUCUCUUCCUCCUCCAGGUCCCCGACUCCUGGGCUGAAAUUCUCCUUCUUGAAAGGACAGAGGCCAUCCCUGGUGACCCUCGAGAAGGCUACGAUCCAACAUGAGAGGCCUUGGAAAGCCCUGUGCUCGCUCUACUCUCCCAAGCUCCCCAGAGCCAAGUCCCUGGGGAAAGCUAGAACAACUCAGACCAGCACCUCUGACCCUGCCACUGAGUCAGGCCCUCUGACCAGGGUACAGGCUGGCAUCUCAGACACUUCAGAUUACCCCGAAAGAAGCCAUACCCAAGAGGAGAAGCUCCCAGGGCCUGCGCCCAGGAUGGGAGCUCUGGGUGCGGAGCUGCUCCACUCCAGGACAGCCUGCCUUCCAGGUGGUCGGGACAGGGUGGGGCGGCCCCUGCUCCUUGUGUCAACCACAGCAGGGGCCUGGGAGGCGCCAUGGUGCACAGCCUCAGAGGUCACCCAGCUGCUUCUCUACCUGUGCACCAUCCCCAGGCCAGAAGAUAAAGCCAAGGGGCUGGUGGUGGUGAUGGAUGCCAGGAAACAGCCCCCACAGCCUGGUCUGCUCAGUGCUCUACAAGCCACGCAGGCUCUGGUCCCUGCCUUCCGAGUGCUGCUCUUCCUGGGGAAGAAGGAGGCCGCUGUCCAGCUGCAGGAGCUACCUGCCAUCCAGGUGGAGGUUCUGACCUCAUUGAAGGCCCUCAGCCACCAUGUGGACCCCAGCCAGCUCCCCGAAGCCCUGGAAGGCCCCUUCCCCUACUGCCACAGCGAGUGGGUGCAAUUCUUCCAGAAGCUGGACCCAUUCCUGGCUGACCUUCGCCAGGCCUCCUCCCUGCUUCAGGCUUCCAUCAAGGAGCUGGAGAAAGGCGAGCCCCCCGGAGGGAUGCAGGAGGCCGCCAGGUGCUUGAGCAAGUCCAAGGAGCUGAUGGAGGCUGUGCUGAGGGACCCGGGCCUCCUGGGCCUCCAGCGGGAAGGUGGAGCCAUCCUGGCCAGGCUGCAGUGCAAGGCCAGCAGGCUGGACUCCAACCCUGAUGUCAGGAGCCAUCUGGAUGAAGCCGCCACCCUGUACAGCCUGGUGGACGAGCAGCUUCACGUCCUGGUCACUGCGUCCAACCACCUCCUGGGGAGGCUGGAGCUUCGAGUGCGCCUGGGCCACCUGGAAGCCGCCAUCCACCAGGUCAGUAGCUGGAUGGAGCGGGAAGGAAGCCAAUGUCUGCAGGCGCUCACCCCCAAGAUCAGCUGCACAGAGACCGUGCAGAGAGCCCACAAAGAGUUCGAGGACUUCUUUCUGCAGGCUGCGGCCCAGUACCGCAAGGGCCUGGACCUGUCCAAGCAGGCGGCCCAGCUGGGAGCUGCAGCUGGAGGUGGGGGCGAGGCUGGAGGGCCCGUGUGCCCAGAGCUUGUGGCCUUCGCGUCCACACAGCGGGCCUUCCAGGCGAAGCUGACCCACUUCUACAUGGCGGCGGAGCGGCAGCGCACAGACCUGGAGACCCUGCUCCACCUGCACCGCUUCUGCAAGAAGAUGACCUGGUUCCACUUGGACUGUCAGGAUCUGAUGGCCCAGCUCAGGCUGGGCAAGGCCCAGAAGGCCAGCCCUGGGGAUCAGUGCCGCCUCCACCGCUACCUGCGGCGCCUGGAGACCGAGUUCCCUGCCGAAAAGCUCACGGCCAUGAGGCUGCAGGUGGCCUCCCUGAGCCGGACCGGCCUGGGCCAGGACCUGUGGGAGGAGGCCCGGGUACAACACGAGGAGAUCCAUAGCCUCUUGAGGAAAGCGCUGGCCCACUGCCCGUGCCCAGCGGCUCCUGCAGCCCACUGGGCAAACCCAGAGUUAACAGGGCCAGCGGCCAAGGGCCGGGGUCUGACUGGGGAAGUCAGUCCCAAGGGGAAGUGGGAACUGCCCCUGCAGGACUCACUGGGUGUGGAGCCUUUGCCAAAAUCCUGCUGGCCUCCUCCAGUCACCAGAGGGGGACAGAGCCCUCUGCCUGAGGAGGCUGGUCACACAGAGGAGGCUGAUAAAGGCCAAGGCAUCCAUGAGCCCACCAAGCCUGCUCCCGACCCUCUUCUCAUCACCCUCUUCUCCCAGCAGGAGCCCCCCACACAGAGCCAGGUCCCCCACCCCAUGGGGGACAGCUUCUCCUCAGAAGGAACAGACUCACAGAUGUCCCUGGAGGACUCACCCCAGACAAGUCCACCUGCAUCUCUGUAG
This is a messenger RNA of Castor canadensis (American beaver), 4122 nucleotides long. Lineage: Eukaryota; Metazoa; Chordata; Mammalia; Rodentia; Castoridae. The record is from RefSeq and is a predicted model, not a curated record.